Molecule: messenger RNA, 1448 nt
Organism: Aspergillus wentii DTO 134E9
Lineage: Eukaryota; Fungi; Ascomycota; Eurotiomycetes; Eurotiales; Aspergillaceae
Exons: 2
Coding region: 247-1221 (324 amino acids)
Molecular function (GO): arylformamidase activity
Source: RefSeq, a predicted model, not a curated record
GUCGCUACGGACUUUCUCCGAGAUGCUGGAUCGUCCUCAGCUUUUCCUGCGAACUCACCUUCAUGCAUCUACCACACCCAAUAGCUGUCUUAUCGAGUACGUUUUGACCUCGUCACUAUCAGUCGCUCAUCAAUAUAUAAGACAAAGCAUUGUCCUAUCGAUUCAUCUCGCCUUGAUCGUCCCUACACCAACCCCUCACAACCCCGCAACCCCCCCAAUACCAGCAGACACCAUCUUAGCGCAGCAAUGUCUGGAGUCAACGCAUUACCAGAGAAAUUUGAUGACCUCCCGGACAAACGGCGGUUCUGGCCAGCUCCAGCUGGUUCUCCGGAUGAGGGACUGGGGAUGCUCCGGAUCCUCACCCCGGAGAUCGUAGCUAAUGCUGCCCGGACGCAGAUCCAGACCGGUGAGCGGGUUUGUUUGAAUUGGGACAUUCAGAAGUUGAACCCGCCUGGGUUCGGCCGCAAACCGUUUGAACACCGCAUCAAAUGGCUCGAUCAUGGAGUUUCUUUUGACGAUGAAUACCAUUUCAACCCACAGCAGUCCUCGCAAUGGGAUGGAUUGCGACACCACAGCGCCCCGGCCCCGAAAGCUGGGGAUGCGAACGUGUUUUACGGCGGCACGACAGCGGAGGAGAUUCAGGACCCCAAUUCGACACGUAUCGGAGUGGGACACUGGGCGCGAAAGGGAAUUGCUGGCCGUGGUGUGCUGAUUGAUUAUCUCUCCUACGCCGAGAAGAAAGGUAUCCCCGUUGACGCUCUCAGCCAGCAGGUCAUAUCGCUGGACGAUGUGUUGACCAUCGCCCGGGAAUGCAAUAUCGAGUUCCAGCGGGGUGACAUCUUUUUCCUCCGGGUUGGGCUAACCAAGCAAUGGGACUCGAUGACCGACUCCCAGAAACACACAUAUAGCCAGCAGCAAACGCCCAAGCAUGCUGGAAUCGAGCAGAACGAGCGCGUGCUCCGGUUCAUGUGGGACAACCAUUUUGCCGCCGUUGCGACAGAUGCGGUCAGCUUUGAAGUUUUCCCACCCCUGGAGCCUGAGUUUGAUCUACACCAUCACUUGUUGGCUGGCUGGGGGCUUCCCAUCGGUGAGAUGUUUGACCUGGAGGAGCUUUCGGAAAUGUGUAAACGGAUUGGUCGGUGGUCAUUUUUCAUCUCGAGUAGUCCACUCAACUGCGCCAAGGGAGUUUCCACCCCCCCUAACUGUAUGGCACUCUUCUAAGAGUCUAGAUAUUUCGGGGGUUUUAUCUUCGAUAUCUUAUACUACAUACACCAAUGCAACGUCAUCUCAAUAUGCAACAUGCUUACAUAAUUUCCACGUGAGGUUGAUCAGCCUCGGCUCACGAUUCCCAACACUUUUUCCAGUCGACUCGGGAUCUGUCAGAUCUGACGAUUCCAAAGCCGGUCCUGACCCCUGGGCCUGUGGGUAUAUCUGCACAGCAGUCUGUC